AUGGGAAAAUCUCAUACCCAUGACAGUUGGGUUCCUGAAUCUGAACUGUAUGGGACAGCAACUAUGAACGUCUGUAACGAACGGUUGAUUGUUGUUCGGUCCACUGAAGAUGGUUCAACUGAAGCGUUUGUAAAAUGGACAGAUGUACCUUAUGACAGAUGCACUUGGGAAAAAGUGGAUGAUUUGUACUUGAAAACUCACCGCAUUUGGUUGAUUUGUUCUAUCACUUUGAACGCAAAGCCGUGCAAAAUGAUGCGGCUAAACAUGACGCACUGCAGAGGAAGGGUGACUUCCAAGAAAGUGAGUUUUGGUUCCUUUAUCCACAAUGCCCAACUGGAUGGCAGAGUUCGAAUAGUGGACUCCUACCUCAAUAUCGUGGAAUAUCAUGGAAGUGCAAGGGCUAGAACCAUGAUUUGUCAAUACGAAUGGAAUUCCAGUAAUCCUUGUUCGGUAAGUAAGAAAACACCUGCUUACAAGUUCAAUGUUCUAACUACUUACGAAAUGGUCAUCGCGGACUCAUUUUAUCUCCGUGGAGUUCUUUGGGAAGUUCUUGUGGUUGAUGAGGGGCAUCAUUUGAAAAAUGCAAGCAGUGUACUUUUUGGGUUGCUAAAUACAUGUUCAUUCCAACAUCGUGUAUUGUUGACUGGCACUCCUCUUCAGAACAACAUAGGGGAGCUGUAUAAUCUGCUGAACUUUUUGCAGCCAGCGUCAUUUUGUUCUCUCUCUUCAUUUGGGAGAAGUUUAAUGAUCUGA
Messenger RNA from Fraxinus pennsylvanica, 753 nucleotides. Lineage: Eukaryota; Viridiplantae; Streptophyta; Magnoliopsida; Lamiales; Oleaceae. The record is from the annotation of a GenBank genome assembly.